UUUUGACAUCACCAAUAUAUGUAAACAUUUAUCAACAUAUUAACAAUUAAAAAAUGCAUUCUUAGACAACCUUGGUACUGCAAAAUUUGGCGUAAUUGCUGUACAAUGAAUGAAUCUACAAACACCAUAUUUGUUUGUUGAAUAUAAAUAAUAAUGCCACAUGAUUUGUCGGUGUCUACUGGCACAAAAACCAGUGCUAAAGUUAAACGUUUAUCAAUUCCUCGAGUUCAAAGCACCACUGACAAUGAACUUCAAUCACAAAUGAGCCAAAGUGGAUCAACACCACUUCAACCAUUGUCAUUAUAUUGUUUAAGUUUUCGUUCUGAUCUUGAACAAAGUGCCAUACCUUCAACUGUACAAACUCGUUUGUUAGAUCUUUUUCAACAAAUUCAAAAAGAAUUUGAAUUAGUCUGUAUGGAAAAUAUUACUUUACAAGAAAAGGUUGAUGGUUUGAGUGAAAAAUUAGACAAAGAAUGUCACAGUUCAGGUGAACGUUAUUUACUUCCAAAUGACAAUGCUGAUUAUACUGAAAAAAGUCAAUUUAAACAAAAAGGUACAUCAUUGCCAGUAUCAAGUCAAAAAGUAAAAGCAUCAAAUAAAUUAAAAGCACAAACAAGUAAAAUAGUAUCAAGUUUUAAAAAUCCAGUUGUAGCAUGUAGUAUGCAACGUCAAUACAGUGGUCAUAAAGAUGGAAUAUGGGAAAUUUCAAUUGGUCGUUUAGGUCAACCAAUAAUUGCAACAGCAUCAGCAGAUCAUACAGCACGUGUUAUAGCAACAGAUAGUGGUCGUUGUUUAUUACAAUAUAUUGGACAUAAUGGAUCAGUUAAUUCAGUUAAAUUUCAUCCAACAAUUGAUCUUGCAUUGACAUCAUCUGGUGAUUGUACAGCUCAUGUUUGGCAAGCAGCAGUUAAUUGGGAUAUAUCAAAACAACAAGAAACAUCAGAUGAUAUAUCACUUGAUCGUACAUCAAUGACUGCAACAAAUGAUGAUCAAGAUGAACCACCAACAUUACGUACACCAGUACGUGAAUUAUUAGGUCAUACUGGUGCUGUUAUGGCUGCUGAUUGGUUACCAGGUGCUGAACAAAUUGUAACAGCAUCAUGGGAUCGUACUGCAAAUCUUUAUGAUGCUGAAACUGGUGAAAUUAUUCAUACACUAUGUGGACAUGAUCAAGAACUUACUUAUGUAUCAACUCAUCAUGCACAACGUCUUUGUGUUACAUCAAGUUGUGAUACAACUUUUCGUUUGUGGGAUUUUCGUGAACCAAUACAUUCUGUAUCUGUUUUUCAAGGACAUACAGAAGCUGUUACUUCAGCUGUAUUUACAAGAGAAGAUAAAAUUGUAUCUGGUUCAGAUGAUCGUAGUAUUAAAGUUUGGGAAUUAAGAAAUAUAAGAAGUCCAUUAGCAACUAUUAGAAGUGAUAGUGCUGCUAAUAGACUUGCUGUUUCAAGUACAGGAAUUAUUGCAAUUCCACAUGAUAAUAGACAAAUUAGAUUAUUUGAUUUAUGUGGUCAAAGACUUGCACGUCUUCCUCGAACUAGUAGACAGGGUCAUAGAAGAAUGGUUUGCUCAGUGGCUUGGAGUGAAGAGCCUGGAGCUGAAUGUAAUUUAUAUUCUUGUGGAUUUGAUAGACUUGUUCUUGGAUGGAGUAUUGUUCCAAUCAAAGAAACAUAAUAUAAUUACAUCAAUCAAUAUUCCUAUAUCUUGAUACAGCAGUCUUAAAUUGAUGUAGCAUUGAGCUCUUGUGUGAAUGAUGAUAACCAAGAGGAUACAUAUUUAUGAGCCAAUAAUCCAGCUGCUAAACCAAGAAGUGAAUCUCUUCUUCCACUUUCACAAACAACUGUAAAAGAAUUUUUUAAUUAUUUUUCAUAUCAGUUGUUUAUUGCUAAAAUUGUUAUUAAUAUUUUUUUUUUAUUAAUAACAAUAGUUUAUUGUUUAAAUCUUCAGAAUAGAUUAUUACAAACAAAAAUUACAAACAUUCAUGUUAAUUUAAAAAAAAAAAGCAAAGAAACUAGUCUUAUUUUAUGAAUUGCUUUAUUGAAAAAAAAAAAAAAACUAAUUAAUUAUUAAAUUCUGGAGUUUUAUUUAAUUAUAAUUUAUAAUUUUAAAUUGUUGAUGUUAAAAAUGAAAUAGUAUAUUUUAUCUUGAUGAAAAAUUUAUACUUUAAAAAUCAAGUACAAAAUAAAACAAAAAUUAUUAUUUAUUUUAAUCUUUUUCAUUUAAAUUUGCCUCAAAGAAAAUAAUAAUAAUUAAGCUUUAAAAAAAUAUAAUAAAUAUAGUUUAGUAAAAA
Messenger RNA from Aphidius gifuensis, 2290 nucleotides. It is a transcript of the gene Wdr37, whose product is annotated as WD repeat-containing protein 37. The record is from RefSeq and is a predicted model, not a curated record. The coding region runs from base 154 to 1674 and encodes 506 amino acids. Lineage: Eukaryota; Metazoa; Arthropoda; Insecta; Hymenoptera; Braconidae. Gene Ontology annotation, cellular component: preribosome, large subunit precursor. Gene Ontology annotation, molecular function: protein binding. The transcript has 6 exons.